Molecule: messenger RNA, 916 nt
Organism: Racocetra persica
Lineage: Eukaryota; Fungi; Glomeromycota; Glomeromycetes; Diversisporales; Gigasporaceae
Source: the annotation of a GenBank genome assembly
AUGAGCAUUGAUCCUUCGGGUCAAGGAACAACCGGUCUUUGUCUAGUGGACGAAACGACUGGCAAAAUGGACCCUCAAUUUGACGAUAGCGUAUUUGCCAAUAUUGGUCGCGAGUUAGAAAAGGAAAAAUGGAUUCAUGUUGAGAAUUGUUCUAGUGCUUCGGCAGAACAAAAAAAUGAAGCUGCAGAAAGAAGAAAAAAUAUGAUGGCUGAGGAUGAUGUUAAAUAUAUAAAAACUGAGUGUAAGAAUUGUGUUCAAAAAAGCAUUCAGGAAGAAGUUGAUCCGGACGCAGCCCAAAAAUUAGAGACUAAGUAUAAUUCCCUAGAAAAUGAGAUAUUUAAAGAGACAAAAACCACUUCUUCCGCCCGUUCCCGCAAAAAUGACAAUAACGAUAAAACGGGUCCGUUGAUUGUAGGUAAGAAAGAAAAAGUUAAAGAAAUUGAUGCCAAUUAUGAAAAAGAUUCAAAUAGUGGAAAAAAUGAUUAUUUAGUUGAUAAUGAAAUCUGUUUCAACUGUGCUUUGGCCAUGUUUCGCUUAGAGAUCCAAGAAAUGGUUAAGGAUAUGGAGCGAACUGACUCCAACAUGGCUAGAAUAGUUAAACAGAAUAGAGAUAAAAUGAUAGAAACCAUUGAAGGAGACUUAUAUCCCGAACGGAAGAAAAAUAAAGGAAAUGCUGAAUUACAACGAGAUAUUGAAGGCUUUCAACAAUUAAUAAAAGAAAGCAAUGUAAAAAUUAAGGACUUUAAAGAGGAUGGAUUACUAUCUCAUGACAUACGGAUAGGAUUAUUGCGAGAAACCCCCAAUAAAGAACUCAUGUUGGAAGUAGAAAAAAGAAUUGGAAGGGGAGAAAUUGAUUUACCGGCCCUUAUAAAGUAUUUAGAAACGAAAUUAGAGACCAAAAAAAAGCAAGAAGAAA